Molecule: messenger RNA, 1395 nt
Organism: Darwinula stevensoni
Lineage: Eukaryota; Metazoa; Arthropoda; Ostracoda; Podocopida; Darwinulidae
Source: the annotation of a GenBank genome assembly
AUGAUUCUGAGACGGCCGACAGGGCGAGGGCAUUGGAAAGUCCUCCGAUUCGUAAUAUUGGGCGCCGUGCUGCCGAUCGUGCUCGUCGUCCUCCCCUUGUACAAGAGGUUCAACGAGUUCAAGCGCACCCUGCACUACUUGGUCCCGUCUGACAUGAGGCUCCUCGACCAGCACGUUUCCACUGUCUGGUGCCAGGGUCAGCACCUGGAGAUGAAUGCGAGCUUCAGCGCCGCCCUCAUCCACGGGGAGCCGAAGAGGAAAGACGACCCCGUCCCCAUGAGGCUGAGGAAGCAGAUCGCCAUCGGCGACGACGUGAGGCGCUAUUGGGGGUUCUAUCUCCUCGCCGGCAGCCGAUUGACUGUUCGCGCUUGCGCGAGGUGGCCCGGAGGGCUCCUGUUGGUGAUCAAAGACACGCCGAACCUUCGCUAUUGCGCCAUAAUCGGCGAAGAGGAUUCCAUGCAAGAUGAUUCUUCACUCGAGAGUGGUCAUAAAGACACCCAUGUGGGUGUCGGCUCGGCCCAGAAAGAGAAGGAUGACCAUUUUUCCCGACUCAUGAAGAUCCUCAGUGGCAGGUUCGAUGACAGAAAUGGAACUCUAGGGGAGACGAGUCAAGAGAUCUUCCGGAUCCUCUCGGCACUGAACAAGAAUAAGCAAACGAGCGGAGAACUGGUGAGUGCCUUCAAUCUCACGCGAGAGGAAGCCCUGCCGGCUGCCGUCGAAAACGGGACUCGUUCCGAGUAUAACCUCGAAGAUCUUCGCCAUUCGAACGAGUCUGUCCCGGAGAGCGACUUGGAAGAAUCGAUUAAGGAUAAGGCCGAGGAAGAAGAUCUUCCGACGGGGACCUACGUCACGGGGCACCUGAGUCAAAACCACACCGACGACCAGUCGAAUUCCGAAUACAAGAGCUCGUUUUCGAGCAGCGAAGAAGCGUUGUUGACAUGCCGCGGCGUCCUGCUGAACCUCGACCUGGAGCCCACGCACGAAUGCACCAACUCGAACCCCCUCUGGCAUGCCAACGCCUCCGUGGAAUGGACGCAGAACAUCACGGUCGACGGCUACUAUUACGUGGUGUUCGGUUCGGAGAACGAGAUCCAGCCGAAUGCGAUCCUCUUCGAACUGGAGGUGGACCGAGUCGUGUUCGAACUGGACCAUGCGACUCCGGGAUGUCGAAACGCGACGACGUGCGACAUCCCCCUGUCCUUCUGGUCCUCGGACAAGGUGGUCGUGUGGAAGGUCCCCGCCGAGCCAGAGGACGCGCGGAAGGUCCUCGCCGAGCCGGAGGACGCGUGGGAGACGCCGUACGUGAUGGAGUCAGAGUGCAUACCCCGGCGUGCCUUGUAUGCGACCUGUGCCAUUCUCGCUCCCAUUUCCAUCCUCGCUUUCGCUGCUCGAUGA